Messenger RNA from Brassica oleracea var. oleracea, 662 nucleotides. RefSeq names its product mitochondrial import inner membrane translocase subunit TIM14-2. Lineage: Eukaryota; Viridiplantae; Streptophyta; Magnoliopsida; Brassicales; Brassicaceae. Gene Ontology annotation, biological process: protein import into mitochondrial matrix. Bases 132 to 470 code for a protein of 112 amino acids. The record is from RefSeq and is a predicted model, not a curated record. The transcript is spliced from 3 exons. Gene Ontology annotation, molecular function: ATPase activator activity. Gene Ontology annotation, cellular component: PAM complex, Tim23 associated import motor.
CGCAAAGUCCAGGUAACACAAAGAAGUAAGUAGCCGAAACCCUAAAUCCUCACUCAAAUCGAUCGAGAUCAUCCAACGUUGAAGAGCUGUGUCACUAUCUCACAGAUCAAUUCUCAAAACUCUCCCCUACAAUGGUUGCACCGAUACUUGCAGGUGUUGCUGUCGCGGCUGCUGCUUACGCUGGUAAAUACGGAAUCGAGGCGUGGCAAGCGUUCAAGGCAAGACCACCUAGGCCUAAACUCCGCAAGUUCUACGAAGGUGGUUUCCAAGCUGCUAUGACGCGGAGAGAAGCUGCUUUGAUUCUCGGUGUUAGGGAGAGUGUAGCGGCAGAGAAGGUGAAGGAAGCGCACCGGAGGGUGAUGGUGGCUAAUCAUCCAGACGCAGGAGGAAGCCAUUACCUUGCGUCUAAGAUCAACGAAGCCAAAGACAUGAUGCUUGGCAAAUCCGAGAGCUAUGGUUCUCCCUUUUGAAACCUUUUUGGUCAGAUUGAUUGGUUGAUCCCAUCGACAAAAGCCAAUGUUAUUUUCUGAGUUAUCGGUCUGGAUCAGGAACAUGGUGAUCAGACAUUGAUUUAUGUUUCUUAGCUAGAUUAGAAUGUAGGAACUGUUAUGAAUAACUUAUAAUUUAUAGUAUCGAAAAAUUUAAAUAAGAGUAGAAUUUAA